Messenger RNA from Danaus plexippus (monarch butterfly), 962 nucleotides. RefSeq lists its product as uncharacterized. Lineage: Eukaryota; Metazoa; Arthropoda; Insecta; Lepidoptera; Nymphalidae. The record is from RefSeq and is a predicted model, not a curated record. The transcript has 4 exons. The coding region runs from base 112 to 642 and encodes 176 amino acids.
UAGUUUUUAUUUCAGCAAAGGUAUUUUGCGGACGUGUUUCAUUUAUUCCGUAGCUUUUCGUUAUUUUCUAGUCAUUAUUAUUGAACAAUCCUUAAGUAAAGAAGUACGAAAAUGGACCCAAUAAUGGAUGUAAUAAAAAAUUCGGAGGAGCCAGAAUGGCUCGAAAAACGAAUUAUUGGGGAACUGCGACUAUGGCAAAUCAUGUUUUUAUGUUUAGCCGGAGUCACGUCGCUUAUUGUUAUAGUUUGUUGUUGCUUUCGUUUCCGUAUACCUCGGACAAAGCAGCAGAUAGAGGCGGACUACAAGCGUCGUAAAAUAACUUCAAAGUUUCGACAACAGCUCGAAACCAUUCAAGAUUCGAAAAUGGAUACAAUUUCAUUAAAAGACGCCUUGGAACUCCUGCACGAGAAGACUCACACGAUGGAGGGAGAAAACCAAACCGGAUCGCAGCAGAGCUCAAUCAUGUCACCACAGCAAAGUUCUUUAGAGGCAUCAUUCCAAGCGGAAAAUGGUCAAAAGCAUGAUCCGCAACCUUCGGGUCUAAAUUUUGUUAAAUUUGCGACCAAAGUCGCGAACUUGUCAAAGCUGGGAACAAAGUCACCUACAUCGCCCACUUCAGCCGAUAAUAAAAUGGAUUUCUAGAACAUGGCAAUCACUGAAUCGAUGUUUAUAUACAGAUUAUAAAUAAAUAAAAAUGUGAUGUAUGUAGAUGACACAAAACAGUUUAUCCAAUGCGCUUUAUUUAGUUGUACUUUCUGUGUCGUAAAAUUAUUGAGACAUUUUCAUAAAAAAAUCUAAGAUUAUAAUGAUAUUUAUAUAUUUUAAUUGAUAUUUUUUAAGUUGUUUGAAUCAUUUUUUUUUACCCAGUGAAGGCUUACAUGUUUAAACUUUUGUCACCCUUAAUGUUGUGUUAUAAUUUAUACGAUAACUAUUAAAAGACAAAUAAACGUUUCUUGCAGUAA